Molecule: messenger RNA, 1102 nt
Organism: Guyanagaster necrorhizus
Lineage: Eukaryota; Fungi; Basidiomycota; Agaricomycetes; Agaricales; Physalacriaceae
Exons: 4
Coding region: 116-799 (227 amino acids)
Source: RefSeq, a predicted model, not a curated record
UGCACUUUCAAGUCACGUCGACCAGACCAAAGGAGGACGUUGAACCGCUGUAGCAAGACUGGUAAAUCGCCAAAAUCGCGUUCAAUACCAUUACUGUGGAGGGAGAUAAAUCAACAUGCAGUCUAUGCACAUAUUCGCGGAAAAUACGUAUAGUGGCAUUACCAUCAGAACCAAGGACCCACAAUCAGAGGCCCCAUUUCCUUCACCAACCUCCAUAUUCAUACGUAGAAUUAUCAAAACAGUAGGAUAUACCAUCCUCAAAGACUUUUGGGAGCUGCUGUUAAUGCAAGCCGUGUUCAAUGCCAAGUCACCAGCGCCACUGAAUGAGACGGACAUGAUGUGCUACAGAGUGUUGAAGAAGGGAGAUGUGUAUCGAGAAUCCACCGAGAAGACGUUACACGCCCUGGAAGUUGGAAGAAUUGAAGUAACACAAGCAGAAGUGGACAGAUGGAAGCUCCCAAUAUCUGCGGGACGCCGUAUACCCAUUUCUGAGGGUCUCAUUUCGAGAUGGCGUGUGUUCCUCGAAGAAGAUUACCCUUGGGCUCCAGAGUAUAUAGCCCAAUUGGUUUCUGAGUAUUCGGAACCCGAUACACCUGAAAAUAUCCACGUCGGCUUCACAGUGGGCCUGCAACCUCUCCUUGAUGCCGUCUCCAACUCCGAUUUCUCUCCUUCGGUACAAGAGGGAUUGCACAAAUUUCUCAGAAUGAAUCGGACAAAGUUCCUUGAUGAAUUUGUCGUUGAGGUGGAAGAUGAGCCGUGGAUGCCUCCAUCUCUUACAGGCCUGUACGGACUGUAUUGAUUUAAAAGUCGCGAUUGGGCCCCUCAACGCGUGCGAUCGCGCGCUAUUAGGACGUCAGCUUCCACCGCGCUUCUUCCGCAUUGGGAUAGAAUAGGAUGGAUGGAUUUGAGGUCGUUCGGAACAAAGAACUGACAAGGCUGUUACAUAGAGGAUACGCACGGCUUAUGAUCGAUUCAUAUGCCGUGCAGUGGGUACCUCCUGGCUUCUUGCUUAACGAAUAACAGUUUCUGCUUUUGAUUUUUCACUAAGUAUUUAUAUUAUUAUAGAUCGGUUGUAUAAUAUAUUUCCUUGCUGAAAAACAAG